Aethina tumida (small hive beetle) is the source of this 1547-nucleotide messenger RNA. RefSeq names its product 27 kDa hemolymph protein. Lineage: Eukaryota; Metazoa; Arthropoda; Insecta; Coleoptera; Nitidulidae. Bases 82 to 1413 code for a protein of 443 amino acids. The transcript is spliced from 9 exons. The record is from RefSeq and is a predicted model, not a curated record.
CUUAUGGAUAUACGUCCGUUUGAAAAUUAAGAUAUAAUUAGUGUUGAUUUGCUCAUUGUCGCGACAGCAUCUCUCCUUAAGAUGAAGACGACGUUGGGAAUUUUGCUGCUUUUUGCAGUUACUUGCUAUGGGGAAAUCACCAGCAUCCAGAACUUACCAAACCUACCAAAUUUAAAUGACCUUGUACCUUCCAUCAAAGAAAAAUGUGAGAAGAAAGGAGGCAAGGGAACCUACGAAAAUAUAGAAAAAGUCGGUCCAGAAGUGAAGACCUGCUUGGACGGUUUAAUCAACUUUGAGACCCUGAAACAAGAAGUGGAGGAAAGUAAGAAGACAGGAUCGAUGGACGAAGUUUUCGGAAAGUACUGCAAAAAACGUCCCCAAAUUAGGGCAUGCAUUCAAAAAGGCAUAGAUGCUGUCACUCCCUGCUUGGAUGACAACGAAAGAAGUGCUUUAAACAUCACUUUGAACAUCUUGAAGGAACUCGGGGAGUUUGUUUGUUAUCGUGACGGAGACAGAAUUGCCAUGUUUGUGGCCGAGGGAGGCGUUGACUGCUUAAAGGACCAUUUGGAGGGUGUGCAACAGUGUGUUAACAGCACUCUGAAGCUUGAUUCCUCCAAGUUGACCAAAUUAACUCCAAACUCCAUUCCUAAAAUCGAUAAAACCGGAUGCGAUGAUUUAUCAAAAGUUCAAACUUGCGUGGUUGCGGAAUUAGAAAAAUGCAAGGACAGUACUCCAGCCAACAUUGUGGAUGCGUUGUUCAGGUUCAUCAAGAAAUCCGCUUGUGAUGACAAAAAACCCAAGAGAAGUGUUUUUAAAAGAGAAGUUAAUAAUGCUAUAUCUGAGAACCAAGUCCAGUUUAAGGCUGUGGUAGUUGAAAAAGUUAAAACUUACUGUAAUGAAUAUGGAAAAGGAGAAGCUUUCAUUGAUUUAAAGGACUCAUUGAUUAAGUCGAGAACAUGUACUGGAAAUUUUCUUGACAUAUUUGGUGGUCAACAAGAUGUAAGAAUUGCCAAAUGUUACUCAGACACAGUGACCAAAAUCGAAAACUGUUUACCAGAAGAACUGAAAUACUUUCCUGGUUUCGUGGUGGAUGUCUUACAAUCCGUCACACAAUUUCUAAGAGACAACAUGCAGAAUUUCAAACUGUCAUCAACUAACAUGGUAUUUCAGCAAUGUUUCAUGACUUUGAAACAGGAGAAUUCCAAGAAGGCCUUUAUGGAAUGCCUUAACGACAGUAAUUUGGGUGAUUCAAGCAACCAGAUUUACACAAAAGAUGUGACGUGCCGUAAGCUCAAGGAACUGGCGGCGUGCGCUUCCAACGUGAUCAGGAUCACGUGCAUUCCGGAUAUAAAUCUGGACAAAUUCAGAGACGGUUUGGAGGGUGCAUUCACCAAACCCUGUAGAAGUGAAUAGAGUGGUAAUAUCAAAGUAGCAACACGUUGACUAGUACCUGGGUGAAAGGCAUAAGUAAUGAAAGGCAUUAAAAUAAAUGUCUGAGUAUUUGUUACUUAAUUAAACCAUAAGCCACUAAUAGAAUAUAUUCUACA